UUCCUUCCUUCCGUGGCCACAAACCAUUUCAGUGGAGCAGAGCAGUGCCUCUUGUUCUCGGCAACUGCAGUUAGAGAAGAGUAGCAUGGCAGGCACGUGCACAUACAUCUCUCGUCACGUGAUCGAACUGUCAUCCUACAACAGAGCUAGCAGGUCUGGGAGAGAGGGUGCUUCAUUUUGUUGGGCUCGCCUCUCUGCGAUGAGUAGCAAUGGAGUGUCAAGAACGCGUAAGGUUGCACUUGCACCGGAAGGACCGUCUUGCUUAUUCGUUGGCCCAAUAGAGACUGCAAGCCAAGAAACUCUCGAAGCUCUCUAUCGUCAAGCACGAGAUGCAUAUUACAGUGGUAAACCUUUGAUAAUAGAUGACAUGUUUGAUAGAGUUGAGUUAAAAUUGCGGUGUUAUGGUUCCAAAUGUGUUGUCAAGUACCCUCGCUGCAGUAUUAGACGACAGUCAACAUACUCUGAUGCUGAGGCAGAUAUAUCACAGGCGUUUGCACUAGCAAGUAUUUGGAUCCUGUUUCUUACAGUUGGCUGUUCAGCGUGCGCUCUGCCUAUAAUCUACACAAUUGGCCUGGCUUACCAAGAUGCAUUUGGCUCGGUAAUAUCCCAUGGCAGCCAGACGCCUAUUAUUGGGUUUCUUGCUACUGUUAAUGGUAUUCUCUUUAUGGCAGUGAGUGCUUUGAUUGGCUAUCCAAUUGCAUCUGCUUCGGUGAAGGUGCUGCAAGGUCUAUGGAGGAAUGACUUGGUGGCACUCAAGGGAGCAUGCCCAAAUUGUGGCGAGGAGGUAUUUGCCUUUGUGAAAUCAGAUCAAUCUAACAACUCCACACAUCGAGCAGAUUGUCAUGUAUGUGAAAGUUUACUAGAAUUCCGCACCGAGGUUGAGCAAACCAUUUCAAGAGUAGGUAGACGGUGGGUGUUUGGGCGCAUAUACCUUGUAUCUCGAAGACAUCAGAGAUUGAAGUAAGAUCUCAGCCUGAAACAUGGCUUCUGGAGCAGUUGUGUACAAAAUAAUGAUUCUUUCCUCUUUUAUAUAUAUUUUCUUGUUUUAGUGGCUAAAUUGAAACAAUUCUGAAACAGUCUGUUACAAGUCAAUGAACUACUUCCCAUUUGCUCUUGUAGAAAUGUCUGAAGGUCGUAAAAACCUAUUGAACAAAAGUUUAAAGGAAAAGCAAAGGAGCCUUGAAUGACC
Molecule: messenger RNA, 1189 nt
Organism: Populus trichocarpa (black cottonwood)
Lineage: Eukaryota; Viridiplantae; Streptophyta; Magnoliopsida; Malpighiales; Salicaceae
Product: PGR5-like protein 1B, chloroplastic
Exons: 7
Coding region: 86-964 (292 amino acids)
Biological process (GO): photosynthetic electron transport in photosystem I
Cellular component (GO): chloroplast thylakoid membrane
Molecular function (GO): oxidoreductase activity, acting on iron-sulfur proteins as donors
Source: RefSeq, a predicted model, not a curated record